AUGAUUAUAAAAAAUCAAAACCUAAUCGAUAGGGUUAUCGAUGUUUUACGUUACGAUCAAGAAGAUAGAAGACCUUUACAAAGUAAUUUAAUUGAUUAUAAAAGUAUUCUUACAAAAACAUGAUUUGCUUAGUUAACAUAUAGGACUGUUAAUGCCAAAUUUAAAACUUAUCUAUUUUGAUUUAGUCGGUCAGAAUGUAGACUGUGAAAAACGAGUUUAUUUAUUUCUGAAAGGAAAAGUGAGUAUUGAUGGUAUUCUAAUUUUAGAAAGCUGUUAAAUCCUAAAACCUACUAUAAUGCGUAUUGUUUAUCUUUAUAAAGUAACUUUUAGCAGAACUCUUUAUAAUCAGAUUGUUUAAAUGAAUAGAUAAAAGGAAAUUGAAGCCAAAUUAACCUUUUUAAUUCAAUUCUCAUUUUUUUCUGGAAUUUACUUGAGUUCUAUCUAUGCCAUUCUUGAUCAAAUUCCACUAAAAACAUUUCAAUAUAAAACAAAUCUCAGUCAUGUUUUACCAGGAAUUAUAUGCAUUAUAAAAUCAGGGUAUCAACUCCUUAUCAAACUAGAUCAGUUGUACUCCAGUCUAGUUAGGGACCAUUUCACAAAUAAUUGUAUCAAUUUUUAAAUGAUUGUAGUUUAAUAAUAACAGAAAAAGAUCUAUUUGGAGAGUCACAUUUUGUGGAUGAAGAUAGUAAAAUUAAUUUGAAAAAGUAAAACAUAAAUCAAAAAUACUAUGAAGCUAUUUGUAAUUCUUAAGUUGUAGAAUUAUAUUUAUUAAAUGUAUCUGAAUUAAUUCAUACAAUAAAUUCAUAAUAAUUGAGAGUAAAUAAUAAAUUCAUAUUUAGUUGUUCUUAUAAAAAAAAUUUAGACAAAGAAUAAUGUAAUUAAGAUAGAGUGUAGAAUAAAAUUAAUCUUUCUCGAAACCUUUAUAAUAAUAAUAAUAAUAAUAAUAAUAAUAAUAAUAAUAAUAACAAUCUUAAUAAAGAUUAAGAACAAAUACUUAAACUUCUGAUUCAUAAUAUGAACAUUUAAAAUAAAAAGAGACAGCAGCAAUAGAUAAAGUAAGAGAAGUUGUAAAAAAUAUGAAUUUUUCGUAUUCAAGGACUAGAAAUUAUUUUGCUUCAAAAUUAGGAGCUGGAAAUAUUCUAUUUCAUAAAGCUUUCAUGUAUUAAUAUACUCCUCAUUAUACUAAAAAAUAAAGAUAAUCAUCAUUUUCUACUGCAAUAAAAUAGAAAUUAAGUUAAAGAACAGAGAGAUGCAAAACCAUGUCUAAUAUAGAAAUGAGAACAACAAUGUUAUAGAAUUCUUUUGGCAAAUAUUAAUUUGAAUAAAAAGAAAAAUAGUCCAAACACAAUAUAUUUGAUUGA
This is a messenger RNA of Paramecium pentaurelia, 1361 nucleotides long. NCBI's taxonomy places the organism in Eukaryota, Ciliophora, Oligohymenophorea, Peniculida, Parameciidae. The record is from the annotation of a GenBank genome assembly.